Maniola jurtina (meadow brown) is the source of this 1436-nucleotide messenger RNA. Its product is annotated as probable oligoribonuclease. Lineage: Eukaryota; Metazoa; Arthropoda; Insecta; Lepidoptera; Nymphalidae. Gene Ontology annotation, molecular function: nucleic acid binding; 3'-5'-RNA exonuclease activity. Gene Ontology annotation, cellular component: mitochondrion. The record is from RefSeq and is a predicted model, not a curated record. The transcript has 3 exons. Bases 95 to 760 code for a protein of 221 amino acids.
GGUCUGUGGUCAGAAUUCAGAAAAUUUAAAAAAGUUACCUAUACUUUAAUCGCUCGAAUGGAAAUAACAAAUAUCUUUUUAUAAGAUAAUACAAAUGAUAUUUUGUCGUCAUUAUCUAGCUUCUUGGACAACGAGUGUUGUAAAUAUGUUUAUUAAACCAAGCACAAGCUUGUAUCAGUCAAAAAUGAACAUAAAAACUACAGCAGACGUUAAAAGUGAAGCUAAAAGGAUAGUGUGGGUAGAUCUAGAAAUGACAGGUCUAGACAUAGAGAAGGACCAUAUUCUGGAGAUAGCCUGCCUGGUUACCGAUGCGAGUCUGAACAUUGUUGCAACAGGACCAAAUAUUAUCAUACAUCAGUCGGAUGACAUAUUGAACAAUAUGCACCAGUGGUGUGUUACGCAACAUGGUGAGACUGGCCUGACUGACGCAAGCCGUGAAUCUUUAGUAUCACUAAGUGACGCCGAAAAUCAAAUACUAAACUUUGUCAAGGCGCAAGUACCUGAAAAUAAAUGCCCUUUGGGAGGUAACAGCGUGUAUAUGGACAGACUAUUCCUACGAAAAUACAUGCCUAAGUUAAACAACUAUUUACAUUAUAGAAUAAUUGAUGUUAGUACAUUAAAGGAAUUGGCGAAAAGGUGGUACCCCAAGGAGUAUUCAAGAACACCUCAAAAAAAAUUCGAGCAUAGAUGUCUAAGUGAUAUUUUGGAAAGUAUCGAGGAGUUGAAGUAUUAUAAGCAGCAUAUUUUUAAAACUGUGUAAAGUUUGUCUUAUUUCAGGCUCAGUAUCCACCAAAGUGGAGAUGGAUGGCGAUAUGUAUAGCAGUAAAUCAAAAAUCUGUUUCAACACAUCUCUGCUUCAGUGGAUACUGGGCCUUAUAGUGGGUACUGAACACAGUUUAGCAACAGUACAGUUCAGAAAUAGCCUUUUAUAUCUUGCACUGGCUGCAAGAUAAAUUGCUCAUAGUAAUGAGAUUACUCUCUAUAUGUUUUCUCUUUCUAUGGCUGCAAUGUUUGUAUGCAAUAGAAUUACAUAAACAAAAAAAAAAGGCUGCAAUUCAUGUAAAGCAACUCUGACUUUUCAAUCCAUGUAAACCUAUGAUUGAUGCACGGGUUAGUGAAUUGCACAAUGACAUAUUAUGUAAUUUUAAAGUAAAUAGGCAAAUAAGCUUUUAAGUUUAUUUUUCUAUUAGACAUUUUAAUUUUUAAGGGACUUUUGAGUUUUGUCUGACAUGGACAUGCUGUUAUAAUUACAGCCUGUAAUUAUAUUCACCUGAAUCUUUCUCUACACGUUAUCUACGUCCCAUAGUAGAUAUGUGCUAUAAACCCUUAAAUUAUUAUUUCGAAGAUUUUUCGAUGGUGUUGGGCUCGAUUCGUAUUGGAAUUUAUUUAUGUUUUAUUUACUUUCUGUCUUUACAAUUAAAUUAAAUUAACCUGGU